GGGAGACCGGAUAUAGUGAAUGCGGGGUCCGGGGAGAGCGGAUAUAGUGAAUGCGGGGUCCGGGGAGAGAGGAUAUAGUGAAUGCAGGGUCUGGGGAGAGUGGAUAUAGUGAAUGCAGGGUCCGGGGAGAGCGGAUAUAGUGAAUGUGGGGUCCAGGGAGAGCGGAUAUAGUGAAUGCGGGGUCCGGGAAGAGCGGAUAUAGUAAAUGCAGGGUCCCGGGGAGAGCGGAUAUAGUGAAUGCGGGGUCCGGGGAGAGCGGAUAUAGUGAAUGCGGGGUCCGGGGAGAGCGGUAUAGUGAAUGCAGGGUCCGGGGAGAGCGCAUAUAGUGAAUGCGGGGUCCGGGGAGAGUGGAUAUAGUGAAUGCGGGGUCCGGGGAGAGCGGAUAUAGUGAAUGCGGGGUCCGGGGAGA
Molecule: messenger RNA, 409 nt
Organism: Staurois parvus
Lineage: Eukaryota; Metazoa; Chordata; Amphibia; Anura; Ranidae
Source: the annotation of a GenBank genome assembly